Messenger RNA from Schistosoma haematobium, 5158 nucleotides. RefSeq names its product Potassium channel, sub K, member 6 (gene KCNK6). The record is from RefSeq and is a predicted model, not a curated record. Gene Ontology annotation, cellular component: membrane. Gene Ontology annotation, biological process: potassium ion transmembrane transport; stabilization of membrane potential. Bases 159 to 2297 code for a protein of 712 amino acids. Gene Ontology annotation, molecular function: potassium ion leak channel activity. The transcript is spliced from 7 exons. Lineage: Eukaryota; Metazoa; Platyhelminthes; Trematoda; Strigeidida; Schistosomatidae.
GUCUCCUUUCGUGCACGUUUAUGAUUUCUCUGGCAUUUAUCGUGUUGACAUGUGAGGAAGGACCUUGGUGCCAGGAAAAUUAGAUCUUCAAUCUACAAGAUUUAGGCAUUUAGUUGUUGAAAAAAAGCGAAUUCCAGCCAAGAACUUCUACUCUGAAUAUGACUGGUAACCAAGAACAUCAUGAAGAUGAACGGCCAAAACAAGAUAAUAACUCAAUACUGUCCUCGAAUAAUAAUGAAACAACCUCAAAACACUCUGAAUUCUAUAAGAAACUGCCGUUACUUUUAUUCAUUAUGGCCUAUAUAUCAUUUUGUUGUCUUGGUGCACUUUGUUUAACCCUACUAGAACGACCUACAGAAAGACUAGAAAGAUUGCGCUUACACGCUUCACAAAUCAAUUUUUUGAGGACUAAUCCAUGUGUAUCAAGUGAAGAACUUCAGAAGUUUGUUAGUUAUAUUGUAUCAGCCACAAAAAUGGGUAUAUCAAUGACACCAAUUAAAAAUAUUAGCAAAUAUGACUUACUGAGCAUUCCUAAAAAUUGGCACGAAAAUUUUUAUUUGGAAAUGAAUGCUGAAGUAAAUGCUCAACUGGAAUCAAUCGCUAGACGUAUUCUAACUGAAGAAGAAAUAAAUAACAGCAGUUGGAACUUUUAUGAAUCAGUAUUUUUUGUGAUAACAGUUAUUACAACUAUAGGUUAUGGAACAAUCAGUCCAGUUACCAUAUACGGCAAAGCUUUUUGUAUAUUUCUGGUUGCUGUUGGAAUUCCAAUGAAUGUGAUCCUGGUUUCCGUACUAGCUUCUUUGUGCAUGCCCAUUAUUCGCAAGUCACGAAAUGCCCUAGUCGAUUUUUAUUCUUAUUCAAGCGAUCAUGAUACAUAUCAUAACAAGCAUAAUAAAAAUUGGAAACAUUCAAAUUUCAAUUCUUUAAGCGGACAUAGGAAAAGUAUGGAAGAUAUUAAACCAUGCCUAAAUAAGGAAAAUAAACAUAGAGUUUCAAAAUUGUUUUUCAAGCUUAAAUCUCUUUUCCGACGACAAGUUAAUGCUCCAGACGGACGAAGUGAAUCGAGUGUGCUUCAUAGAUCGUUAUCCGACAGUCGUUUAUCGAAUAACAUCGUGAAGAAAAAUCCCCCACCAACAGUAUGCAAUAUCACUGAGCCAAAGAAUGUCGUCGAAAAUGACGGAUUAUCAAAUAAAACUGCCUCAGUGACUUCCUUAUCAACAUCUUUAUCAACAAACAAGACUCAAUCUCAAAGUUCUCUGACAAUAAAAACAGAAAAUUAUCCAAAAGAUUUUAAUAAUGAUGAAAACGAUCAUGAAAUCUCAAAGCAUGAGCAAUCAAAUAAACCAAUAUUAUCUAUUAUGAAACAUCAUGAACUUCAUAUAAAUAAUGACAUAUCAAUGAAUCCCAGUUUAGCUUCGGUAAAAAUUAACAGGCCGAAAACGGUACUUGGUCACACUAAUGUACCGAAAAAAUUAACACAUAAAGUUUCUUUAAGUUUUGCAGCAAAUAACCAACCAGAUGCAGCUGACAACAGAAUAAAUCAGCUGGAUACAACUCAAUCAUCUCCUAGUCAAUUCAGUGGACACAUUGAAAAAGAAACUUAUGUAAAAAACGUUGAUAAACCAGCUCGACAUUCAUUGAGUGAAAUAUUUAGAGAAGUAACACAAAAUACAUGUAAUCUUAAUGAUUGCUUUUCUACAGAAACUUCACUAGCUGAUCGUGCUCAUAUUUCUUGCAUAGCAUUUCUACAUUACUUGUUAUCUAGAAGUGAUUUGGCUUUAACUACACAAGUUAAACUUUCACAAUUUCGAUAUGUGAAUGUACAUCAUGGUAUAUUUCGUUUACGAUUAUUACAUUUCUUCAUUGUAUUUUGUGUAGUAAUUACAUGCUCAGUACUUAUACCUGGGAUUAUAUUUACAUAUUUAGAACAGAAUUGGACAUAUUUUGAUGCAAUUUACUUUUGUAUCAUAUCACUUAGUGCAGUUGGUUUUGGUGAUAUGGUUGCAAGUGAAAGUAAAGACAGCAGUGCAUCAUCAUUAGUAACGAUAUUAUAUGUGAAGAAUAUUUACAGAGUAAUGACUGGAAUUUAUUUAGUGUUGGGAACCACAUUAAUUGCCGUUCUAGUGAGAAGUUUCCAAGAGAUUAUUGACUAUGAAUUUUCAAAUGUAACAGGAGGAUACUUCGACGAAAAAUUUAGUGAACACAUGGCACAUAAUUCAUGUUUAGAAUUACUUUUUGACGAUACUACACCUUCACAAAAUUGUAGAAAUCAAUUAAAUCAUAGAGAUAUGGGUUGAGAAGGUAUUCUGUAUUCCGAUUACAAUAAUAUACAGUUACCUUACAUUUUCAUGAUGUAUACGACACCAUACUUCUUUCUAGGUAAUUUAAACUAAACAACUGUUAUUUUUUAAUCCACACACUUUUUCAUAAUCCUCCGGCAGUAUACCUAUUAGAUGGAAUCCAAUAAACCGAUCAAAUGAUGUAUAUUAUCACCUGUAAUUUUACCACCCAUAUGACACUAAAUAUAUCACAUUAUUGCUGCCAUCAUCAUUUUAACACUCGUUUUUAUUUGCUACAAAAAUGAUAGAUUCGGCAUUUUCUUUAUAAAUUCGUCGUAAUCACUAAACUGAAGUAUUGUUCUGUGGCUUGAUAAUGCCCUUAACCUCUAACUAUUUUUUUAGUCAAUCAUUCAUUUUGCAUGUUGUUGGGCCAUCUAUUAUAAAUGUUCACAAAAUUAUUGAAAGGUUAUCUACUAAAAAAGCUAAUUUAUCAUAACGAAAUUUGAAAGCUCAAAUGUGAACAUGAAUUACAAUAAUUGCUUUAUUCAAUAUUAAAUGUUUAGUACGGUAAAGUAUAUUGGAGAUAAAGUACUUCAAAAUGUAAAUUUUAAUGUAAACUGACACUGCAGAAAAUAUGUACAUAAGCAAGUAAUAAAUAAUAAAAUGUACAGUUAAAAAUAACAUACAUUUAUUUUCAAACACUAAUUAUUUGAGAUAAUGCAAUUGCUACACUUUUUCCUCACAGAUGGAGGAAUUUUAAAAAUUUCCGUAUUUUUCUCGCGCAUAUAAUUUUCAUGUCUUUGUAUCUUGUUUUUCUAGUCAUUAGACGAUGAAAAGGUUGUAAGGCCAGCGUAUAUAUUGUUUUUGAUAAAAGAUACUUGUUUGUUGUCCGCGAAAUUUCAAAUUACUUUUUAUAGCCAUAUUCAUAAUCAUGCCGGUUAGUGCAAUAAAAUUACCAUUCAACCGCUUAUGCAACAUAUAAUUUGUCUGGAAUGUUUAGCAACGUCUGGAGAUAAGUAGAAUAAUGAUAGGUCGUAACCAAAAAGGUGGUGAGAAUCUUUUUACAUCACCAACAAGUCAUUUAAUCGGUACAGCCACGAAACAUCUGUUAUGAACAAUUUCCAAUAAACACUACAUAUACAUUCAGCAGUUUACAGUACUAAAUAUUUCUCGAUUUACGCAUAUUUUGGUUUUGGGUGAAAUCAAGCAUUUAAUACAUUUUAAAGUUUUCUUUGGUUUAGAUAGCAGUCAGCUAUAGCAUUAGUGAUCACCAACGUAGGUGAUCUAUGUCGAAUGAUUGAGGGCCUGCUAGAGUUAGACGGGAAUGGUGUGACGAACUAGCUAAUGUCGAAGUCACACCUCACGAUCAGCACCUUACGUGGAUUGUCCCAUCGACGUAUCAAGAUAUUAUAGAUGCUUUGAAGACUGUACAACACAAAGGACAUUAUUACAGAACGAUAUUAGUUUAAGUAGAUACAAGCGAAAGUAAGACCACCGCCGCAUGGGCCAGACCAUGGCGCACGAUUAAGUGAUGCGUGCUGGUUGUCCCUGAUGAGGAUCGAUGAUUUGUUCGAUAUUCAGUGACCCAACUGUCGGAUAAUUUGGCUAGGGCUCAGUGACAUUUCGCUGGCCCUACAGCACUUAGGAAACACAUUUUCCUUACUUAAAACUUGGUAAACAAAUGUACCAACAAAAUUUCUCCCUAGCCUAGAGGUCAUAUAGCUGAUGAACACAGCUCAAAAACUCUUCAUUGACAAAGAAUGUGCUACAAGAGACACAGAAUAGCCAAUUUAGGUUCCGGACUUGUCGAAACCAUGAUGACAGAUUUUCAAACUGGGGUGAUGCUGAAAUGAUUGACUUGCUAAAGACCUAAGGGAAACAUUUAUCUAACAUGCGAAAGUAUUUUUCGGAUACUAGGCCCAUGGUUAAGCUUGUUCUCCAGAUAUGUCUUUAUGAGCACACUGCAACACAGGAAAUUCCUAACCAGGAUCUAAUGUUGAUAAAAGGGUAGACAUUGUAAAAUCAACUUAACUAUGGUAAAGCGUGUGACUAACCAAAAGCUCUUUUAGAGAGUUAGUGAAAAAAGCAAAGACGAAGACCAAGUAUAAAUUGGUCACCUGGUUAGAAAUCUAAAUAAAUAAUUGCGUAAAUUAAUCUCAGUUUGCCGAUUCUAAUCCCUCAAAUAAGCCAGUCAUUUACCAUAAACUAAAAGUGACUUCUGAUAAGAAAGCAUCAUCUAGAUUUUUUCAUGACAUAAGUCCCUAAUACUCAAGCUACACCAGGAAAUACUAGGAGUUCAGAACAAUAAAUGUUACGAAACACAUCAGUUAUUUUCUGAACGUCUGUAGUUGGGUCGUCUAUUAAAAUGACUUUAAUCUCCACUAUCCAUUAACUGGGCUUGUUUUAGGCUUAGAGUCGCCAGUGAACUAUUUUGAUCACAGACUGUUUACAACCGUAUUCUGCUUUUUUAUGGUCCAUCAUUAGGUAUAUUCUAUCCAAUACUAGGAGCAACACUAUUCAAAUUCUCUUGACUCUAUCCUUCGCUGACACAGACGAUGUUAAUAGACAUAGGCACUUCCCACUAACAGAAGGUAUUAACUACAUCUCCAUUAUAUGUAAGUUAAAUUCCGCUACGGUUUAAAAUGCAGAAAUCAGAACGAAUAGCAAGCAAAUAUACUGGAGAUAAACUCCACACUUUCUUCUGGAUACUGAAAAUUCGUUUGUAGAGAAUCGGUUGAAGAAAUAUGGAUUUGCUAGCAGAAGUAACGUAACCUGGUAACUCAAUUUCACAUAUCUUGACUCUGAUGGGUAAAGCUUCAGUGACUUGAGACGCUCUUCAUGAGACUUGAAUUCGAGUCCCAAAUUGAUUUCGUGGCUCG